UUACGGCUCAGUUAACGUUUGUUGGUAUGUAGCUUCUCGCCAGCAGCUGUUAAUGUUUUCAUAUUACGGUGUAGUUUUCUGUCAAAGCUGCGAUUAAAUGAGUGUUUUUGACUUGUUUCGUGGGUUCUUCGGAGUCCCUGGAGGUCAUUAUCGAGGCCAAAGGGACCCCUUCUUCGAUGCCAUGACACACGAUGAAGAUGAAGGUGAUGAUGAGGACGGUUUCUGCUACGAUGGGUUCAGGAGAGACCAGCAGGACCCCAUGGACGAUUCGUUGAGGUUUGGGUUCAGCUUUGGUCCGGACGGGAUGAGGUUCCAGGAGCCUGCGGUGUUUGGUCACGUCCUCAGGGAGAUGGAGGAGAUUUUUUCCCAGUUGGGCCGAUGGGAGGGGGACACAGAUUCUGGAUCCUUCGAUGUUCCCAGAAUCAUGCCGCCGCCACCGCCUCAGGGCAGAUCAGAGAGAGGUGGAAGCGGUGGGAACCCUCUGAGGGACUUCAUGCUCAAAUCUCCCAACGGAGACCCGCGAGAACCGUAUGGAGAGGCUCCGAGGGAUGUCCAGCCUUCUUACGAGACACCAGAAUUCCCUCAUUCGCCUUUUCAUGGCUGGAGACCUUUCUCCAAGUUUAAUGAUAUUUGGAGGCUGGAACCACAGAAAACUCCAGCUGAGGAGCCCAAAGAAGAUAGAGAUCUGGAUUCUGCAGUGUCGUCCGGUGGCCUGGAUCAGAUUCUGAUUCCACCUGCAGCUCAGGCGCCGAGUCAACCCAGAACCCGGUCAUUUUUCCAGUCAGUCAGUGUCACAAAGGUGGUGAAGCCCGACGGGAGUGUGGAGGAGCGGCGGACGGUCCGAGACGGACAGGGAAACGAGAAGACCACAGUGACUCGCUCAGGUGGUGCGGGGAUGCUGGAGGGACCAGCAGACCACCAGACUGGACCCGUGUGUCCAGGUGAGCCACAUCGGUUCUCAGACCUGCGGGACGACAGCUCUUUAUUCUCCAAGUUCUUUGGAGGAUUUAAAUAACUCGUAGAUGAAAACACACUUUGGACUCGUCACUUUUAGGUUUCAUUCCCCCCCACAGCUGUUCCUCUUGAGCUCAGUUUGAUUAUUUAUGGACAAACUAAAGUUUCUUGAUUUGCCAAAAUAAAUGCGUUGAAUAAAAUGUUGCUGACGUAACAGAAAAAUCCAACUUUUACAAACCGACUCACUCAUCUCGCGCUGACAAGUUUGGGUGAAAUGUUUUAUUUUUGUAUCGUCCCAGAGCGUGGAUGGAACUGAGGGAGGAAUCAAAUAAUAA
Molecule: messenger RNA, 1289 nt
Organism: Nematolebias whitei (Rio pearlfish)
Lineage: Eukaryota; Metazoa; Chordata; Actinopteri; Cyprinodontiformes; Rivulidae
Gene: hax1
Product: HCLS1 associated protein X-1
Exons: 7
Coding region: 98-1015 (305 amino acids)
Biological process (GO): regulation of actin filament polymerization; negative regulation of apoptotic process
Cellular component (GO): sarcoplasmic reticulum; apical plasma membrane; actin cytoskeleton
Source: RefSeq, a predicted model, not a curated record